AUUCUACCGCCAUCGGUGCCAGUGCUGUUUGGGUUCUCGAUCAGUUCGGUUGCGUUUUGUUUUGUUCGGAAACGGAUUUUUAAGCUCGCGCGCACUCGCUCCGAUGGUGUUGUUGGCGUGAAUGUUACAAUUACGGACCUAGCUUUCUUCACUUUUCAUUGGAUGUUCCGUUUUUUAUGUUUGCUUCUUUACCCUUUCUUCAUCAAAUGUUUGAACUGUUUUGUUAAUUGAAUGUGGAGUGAAUGUUUACCUGGCAUCGCGUUUGCUGCUGCUUCUGCUUCAUUCAAUAAUAGACAACAUUCGAGCGUUUUGUUUUUUGCGGAUUUCCAGGUUUCGGGGGUUUAGAUAUAGAAAACAAAAUAAGGUUGAUGUCAACUGUGACGAAUACGUUUGACUGGGUUUGACUUCGCGUUUGACCGCGUCAGCAUUAUUUGUGCUUUGAAGAUUCUGUGCCAAAUACUGAAUGUUAUUUCGGAGAUGGGAAUUAAUCAACUGCUGUGAUGUUGAUCUAGAGCGAGUCAUAUGCGUUACACAGUGAACGAAACGAUCUACAAAACCACAUUAGGUACCGAGGUGACUGGAUCAUCGUAUUUGAGCGGCUUGGACAUUCCCUUCUCGCUGAUCGUCAACCACAGAAGAACCUUCUUCGAGAACUUGGUGUGGGAGAUAUAUUUGGCGUCGUCACUUAUCUCUUUGGUGGGAGGCGUAAAGUACCCGGUCCACUGCCUGUCGUUGCUGUCCAGCGUCAAGUAGGUCUCGUCAUCCAUUAUGGCCACGAAAUCGCGCUACGCCGGAAGGAUGUUUUUCACCAACACCUUUAGCCGCUCCUUCUUGAUGACUGCCUGCUGUUAGACACGACCGGCCUAAACUGACUGAAGAAUCCAGAUGUAGUAACGGAUAUUAAACAACAGCAUACCGUAAACUCCAAUGUAGCAAAACCAAGCUAUCAGAAGGCGCAACAAAAUAUGUGAAAUCGCUAGUUUCCGAAGCUAAUGCCUAAGUCGAGUAAUAAAAACCGCAAAGAAAGGUCUGACAUUGGAUUUCAACAAUUUGCAACCGGUAAGGUAGCCGGUAACAGCAACAUCCAACCUUUGUGGAGCAAGUGUAACAAAACCUGGACCGGCGGCAACAACCUUGAAGCAGGGAGAAGCCUAAGCAGCAGAAAAAAUGAUGAAAGACGUUGAAUUUCAAGACAUAGUGUACGCGGUCAAUGCCCGGCAAAGCUUCCUCGGUGAAAGCAGAAGGCGAACCAUUCUUAAAGGCGUGAGUGGUGUUUUCCGGCAUGGCCAAUUAUCAGCAAUUAUGGGUCCCUCAGGGGCUGGUAAAAGUAGCCUGUUGAAUGCAAUCUCUGGUUACCGAAAAACUGGCGUUGAAGGCAUCGCACACCUCAACAGAAAAUCUUCUUGUUAUAUAACACAAGACGAUCAUCACCAGCCCCUCCUGACGGUACAAGAACUGAUGUACAUUGCUUGCCAAUUAAAAAUAAAAGGAAGAGCAAAUUACGCUAAAACAAUUACGGACGUAUUAUCCAAUCUUCAUCUGGACCACCGAAGAAAUGUAACCGCAGACAGACUGAGUGGUGGCGAACGGAAGCGUCUCUCUAUUGCACUGGAAAUGGUUGCGAAUCCUUCGAUAUUCUUCCUAGAUGAACCCACCAGUGGAUUGGAUGAAGUAACCGCUGCCACGUGCGUCCGAUUAUUCCGAGAUCUUGCCAAACAGGGACGUACCGUUGUCUGUACGAUCCAUCAGCCAUCGGCUAGAAUAUUUACCUAUUUUGAUCAUAUCUACGUUAUCGCUAAGGGACAAUGCGUCUUUCAAGGUUGUCCCCGGGCGGUGGUACCCUUCCUGUCUCACAUGCGAAUUGAAUGCCCUCGACACUACAAUCCGGCUGAUUUUAUAAUUGAAAUCUGUGAUAACGACACUCAAGAGUUGAUUCCAGCUUUCACUGAAGCCAUGCAGAAUGGCAAAGCAAUCUGCUCAAAACCACAUCUAACCUCUUCUUCGUCCACAAACCAUCUUCCGGAAAUAGACGAGGAACCUAGGUCGCUGGAACCGAUGAGCGAUUUUACAAUCAAGCCCACAGUUACGUCUAUGAUUCUGGAAAAUCAACGACCCAAAGUGUCUACAUUGAUCCAAAAAAUGAAGCAAAUUACGCUGUUCUUCCACAGUCCACAUGCUGCGUCAGGGUUCGUUCAAUUUUGGGUCCUUUUCGGUUUGAUGUGGACGAAAACGAUACGAAACAAAACGGUGCUCUGGAUACAGCUCAUACAUCAUGUUAUCUGUGGUACAUUCAUAGGACUGAUUUUUUUGAAUGCCGCCAAUGACGGAGCACGAAUGUUCGAUCAUCUCAAGUUCUGCCUGGGCUUUUGCUUUUUCUUUUGUUACACUCAAGUGAUGGUUCCAAUAUUGAGCUAUCCUCGUGAGGUCAAACUGGUAAAGAAAGAAUGUUUUAAUCGAUGGUAUGGGCUUUUUCCCUACUACUUGGCAUUGACGCUAUCCCGACUGCCGAUUCAGUUCAUUCUUAACACAUUAUUUACCGUGCUGGUGUAUUGGCUGGCUGGGCUACCAGCUGAGCUGCACCGAUACACGCUUUUCAUGAUCGUUGGCAUGAUUGUAUCUUUAUGUGCUGAAGGUUUCGGUCUGUUGAUAGGGGCCACCUUCAAUGUGAUGAAUGGUUCUGCAAUUGGACCGCUAACGAUAGCACCCUUCCUUGGGCUGGCGAUCUACGGUUUCGACUUUGCUGCCCAGGUUCCAACAGUCAUGCAUUGGCUGAUGCGCAUUUCGUUCAUACGCAGUGGCGUUGUGGCCGUCGUGCUCGUGGUUUUCGGCUACAAUCGACAACGGUUGGAUUGCAAUGAGAUAUAUUGCCACUUCGAUGAUCCUAAAGUGUUACUCAACUACAUCCGAGUGCAUGAUACGUCACUUAUGCUCGAGUUGAGUAUCUUAUUCGCGAUGACCCUCUUCUAUCGAUUGCUGUGCUAUCUAAGCUUAAGGAGACGAUUUUACCAGUGAUAAUCGGGACAUAUCGUAACGCAAUGUGAUCUAUUUUUCGUUUUAUUAUCUAGGGAUUUUUUUCUCAUACUCUUUUACUCUGGUAAUGUUGGAAGAAGCAUAGUUUUAGGAAUAGCACUAGUUCAACAUUCCACGGGAGAGUAAUAGUUGGUAGUAAUUUUACUUCAGGGGUGAUUUCUUUCCAAAGCACUGGAGCCAGCCAAAUGUCAGAAGUAACAUAUAUGUGUUGAUCAAUUGCUAUGUACUUAUACAGAGAACAAAAGAGCAUUUUAUUUGACAAUAAAAAUCUUUUUAAAAACAA
Messenger RNA from Toxorhynchites rutilus septentrionalis, 3313 nucleotides. Its product is annotated as ATP-binding cassette subfamily G member 4. NCBI's taxonomy places the organism in Eukaryota, Metazoa, Arthropoda, Insecta, Diptera, Culicidae. Gene Ontology annotation, molecular function: ATP hydrolysis activity; ATP binding; ABC-type transporter activity. The transcript is spliced from 9 exons. The record is from RefSeq and is a predicted model, not a curated record. Bases 1168 to 3012 code for a protein of 614 amino acids. Gene Ontology annotation, cellular component: plasma membrane.